UUGUUAACACUAAAAGAAGAACGUGAGUAGGUUAGGGUUUCUGUUAAGAGGCUCGCGAUCUCGUUUUGUCUUCCUUUUCUGAGGCCAGCAUUGAGUUGAUAUCCGGGACGAGGAAAGGCUGUAGUUCCCCGAGGAGUUGCCUCUCAAGAGUGCUGUCGUUUUCGCAGGCCAGACCAUAAAGGUGAGUUAAAACAUCCUACUGAAGAGCUUGAGACCCAGAGCCCCUUCCUCCCUGCAGGCUUUCAUCCUCGCCAUGGCUGAACUGAUCCAAAAGAAGCUGCAGGGAGAAGUGGAGAAAUAUCAGCAGCUGCAGAAGGACUUGAGUAAAUCCAUGUCCGGGAGGCAGAAGCUGGAGGCGCAGCUAACGGAAAAUAACAUCGUGAAGGAGGAGCUGGCCCUGCUGGACGGGUCCAACGUGGUCUUUAAACUUCUGGGUCCCGUGCUGGUCAGACAGGAGCUGGGCGAGGCUCGGGCCACGGUGGGGAAGAGGCUGGACUACAUCACGGCCGAAAUUAAGCGCUAUGAAUCCCAGCUCCGGGACCUGGAGCGGCAGUCAGAGCAGCAGAGGGAGACCCUUGCUCAACUGCAGCAGGAGUUCCGGCGGGCCCAGGCCACCAAAGCGGGGACUCCGGGGGAGGCCUGACCCCACGGUGGGGGCCGGGCGGGAAUGAGGCAGCUCGAGGGCCUGUGAUGUAGGAGGUAAUAAAAUGUAAUCGUGUCUGGC
Molecule: messenger RNA, 724 nt
Organism: Octodon degus (degu)
Lineage: Eukaryota; Metazoa; Chordata; Mammalia; Rodentia; Octodontidae
Gene: Pfdn6
Product: prefoldin subunit 6
Exons: 4
Coding region: 254-643 (129 amino acids)
Biological process (GO): chaperone-mediated protein complex assembly; protein folding
Cellular component (GO): cytoplasm; prefoldin complex
Molecular function (GO): protein-folding chaperone binding
Source: RefSeq, a predicted model, not a curated record